Molecule: messenger RNA, 3846 nt
Organism: Choloepus didactylus (southern two-toed sloth)
Lineage: Eukaryota; Metazoa; Chordata; Mammalia; Pilosa; Megalonychidae
Gene: GZMM
Product: granzyme M
Exons: 6
Coding region: 2974-3828 (284 amino acids)
Biological process (GO): proteolysis
Molecular function (GO): serine-type endopeptidase activity
Source: RefSeq, a predicted model, not a curated record
CCCGCUGCAUCUGGGGGGCUGUGAGCUCCCCCGACAAGGACAGCUGGUUUCCUUUGCAUUUUGUUAUUUAUUAAUUUGUUGGGUAAAGAGGUCUGUGGGCAUUUUCUGUGGCUCAGGGUGUGACACACAUUCUGGGGCCCAGCUGCCCUGAGCCCAAGGACACCGACCAUGUAGGUAGGCUGCAUCCCCGGGCAGUUCCAGCUUUGCUGCCUGCAGAGUCACCUGGGAGGGCAUCUGCCGUGGAGGACCCUGCAUGGCUGCAUGGCACCAUCCCACUCUGAGGCGGCCCCUCGUUUCCGUGGCAAAGGUUGCAGCCUGGUUUCCUGCCGAGAUUCAAAUGCACCAGCCCUGGGAGCAGCCUUGUCCUGCAAAGCCAGAGGCCUGAGGCUGCCCAUCUGUCGGCCUGGCACGGGGCACAGGCUGGGUUAGCAGGUCGCAUCCUCCACGUGCAGUGGGUUGUACCCACCUCUGUCGGCCACGCCUGGCCUCAGUGCCGUGGACACCCCAGCCUGCAGAGCCCGGCGCGGUUUGCUCGCAGCAGUGGACGCCGUGCAUGCAUUUGGCCCACUGUUCUGUUUGCAUCGCAGACAAGCUGCCUCCACUUGAGACUUGGAAGGGUUUGCCAGGGCCCUGGGUUUCCAGCUUAGAACCUGGAGGGCCAGCUGCUCCUUGGCCACGGCUGUCUGAGGGUUUGUGGGGAGCCAGGGCCUCCGUUUCCACAUACCUGGUGUCUCCUGCUCCUGACAGCCAAACACGUUCCCAGAGCAUCUGCAGAAUGUCGAUCUAGGGUGGGGGCAGCCCCAUGCCAGGGCGGGGCAGGGGCUGUGAGCUGCGUUUCUAACCCACGGUGCCCUGCACAGCUGCGGACGCGGAUCCCAGAGCCACCAGCUCUUCCUGCUGCUUCCGACCCUGGGCAGGCGGCGAGGGGGUGGGUGUCAGCCACAAGCUGCUCCCGGGCCGCCCCAGCAUGUUUCCUGCAAGCCCAGGAAGUGUUGGGUGGGAGGAAGGGGCUUCCUGGAGCCCAGAAGCCUGGGGAGGAUCAGUCACUCCUUCCUACCUAACAAACCACCCUGAAACUAGUGUGAAACCACCACCAACUUCUGCCCCCAGUCUGCACGUGGCUCCCCACGCCAUGUAGCCUUCCCUGCAGUGUGGACUCGGGGCUGUGGGGCAGAUGUCCCUCCUCCCGGCCAGGCCGCAUGUUGAAGGCCCCCCUUUCGCCCCACAGGCUGCCCCACUGACUCGCAGAGGCCUUCCCUGGUACCCGGGUCUGCAAGCAGCUGAGACCUCAGCCCUGGAGCGCGGCCUCCCCUCUAGCCUCGGCGUCCUGAGCUGCCAAGCGGGGAUAGCAGGGUUGCCCGUUGAUGUCCAAAGGUCAGACAAACCUUUGUAACACGACGCCGCACGUCGGCAUCACCUGUGACCGCUCCCCUCGUUCUCAGUUGCUCCUGGCGGCACCUCCUGGGGUGGCCUGAGGGUGAUAGGCGAGUGGGUUCUCUAACGGGGCCGUUCUUACUAAACACAUCCCUGGCCUCAUGUACCCUCUGGGUGAAGGCGGAACAGGCCAGGGGGCCGGGGGCUGCCACCAGCACAGGGCGUGAGCCCACUUGCCCCUCGUUGGCCUCUGGUUUAUUGCUCAGGAGAGGGAAGAGAACCCAAGUCGACACCCACGACCGCAGCAGGGGCUUGAGCUGGAGUUGGCUGCAGCACCUCCUUGUCCUGGUUCUGUCUCCCCCACCCACAGGUGCAUAAUUAGGACCCCCAGACACUCCAGGCACCACCCCGGACCUGUGGGAGCCCUCCUGGCAGGAGGGCCCUGAGGUGGGGGGCUCCUGGACUCUUGGGGGACCCUCAGAGGUGGGGGCAGGAGGUCGGGGUCUGAGAGAAGACACCGCUGCUGGCCUUGCACACAAGGGUCCCCAGGCCCAGGAGCCUCCAGGAGCCGGGAAAGGCCAGAAGCAGGGUCUCCCUGGAGCCCCAGGGGGGACCGGCCUCGUGAGGCCUAUGUCAGACUCCCAAUCCCCAGGACUGUCGGAGAACAGAUGUGUGUGGUUUCAGGCCAUCGCACAGCGGUCAGAGCACAGCCUGGGCUCGGCACCUGCCUCGUUCCCAGUGACCCCCUCACCAGCACCCGGGCCCACAGGCCCACCUCCCACCGGCUCCGAGCCCAGCAGAGUGUAGGGGCUCUUUUUUUGAAAGUUCCCACCGAAAGCCGGCAUGGCUCAGCUGCCCUCCUUGGAACUGGCUGGAAGGGGAAGGGGAGGGCUAGUGGAGCCCCGGAGAGGGCCCACAUGACAGGUCUCAGCUCGCCCGGCCCUGCCCUCCACGCAGCGGGGUCCUUGGCACCCCAGGUCUUGAGAAGCAUCCUCGUCCACACCUGCCCCUCAGUGGACCCAGCCCAGGUCUGCACCAGCUGACAGACGGGGCAGCGGGGGCCUGUUCCCAGCACGGGGAGCACUCAGCAACAAAGAGGAGCCAGAACCAUCCUCGGGGUGAAAGCCAGACGUGGACGGGGCGGCCCACUUGCAGCAGCUUUUCUAGAGCUCGGCUGCAGCCCAGAAGCGAGAUGAGCGGUUCUCGGGGUGCACGGAGGCAUGCGAGGGAGGCCUGGGGCCGCAAGGUCAUCAGAGCUCGCCGCAGAGCAUUUAAGGGCUGUGCUCAUCACUGCACGUGAAAGGGCCAAAGGGCGGCAGCAGCCGGGCGUCCCCGCAGGUGGUGGGAAAGUGCAGCCAUGAAGUUCCGAUGCGACCACACGGAGGCACCUCGGAGACGUUCCACGUGGAAGGACAGGUACCCACCGUCCCACUGGCGUGCGGCGUCUGCAGCGAGCUCGUUCGAGGACCAGGAGCAGCUGCAGUGAUGGGGGCCAGAGGUGGCUGGCAGCGGGAGAAGUGAGGGCAGCUGCAGAGGGGACGAGGAAGACGGCAGGUGUGGGGGCCCCAGGCCUGCCCCGGUGCGGCUCUGGAGAGCAGGAUGGACCCCCGCUGGCCCCUGCUGCUGCUGCUGGCCCUUCGUGAGCUCUCGGCAGGCCACUCGUCGGAGGCCGAGAUCAUCGGGGGCCGCGAGGCUGCCCCCCACUCCCGCCCGUACAUGGCCUCGCUGCAGAGAGCACAGGCCCACCUGUGCGGCGGAGUCCUGGUGCACCCCCAGUGGGUGCUGACGGCUGCCCACUGCCUGACCCAGCCGACGGAGCAGCUGCGGCUGGUGCUGGGGCUCCACGUCCUGGGCGGCCCCAGCGUCCCCUUCCACAUCGCCAAGGCCGUCAGCCACCCCGACUACCGCGGGGCCCCCAAGCUGCACAACGACCUGGCGCUGCUCAAGCUGCGCGGGAGGACGCGGCCCAGCAGGACCGUCCGGCCCCUGGCCCUGCCCCGCGCGCGCCGGGUGGUGGCGGCGGGGACGCGGUGCAGCGUGGCCGGCUGGGGGCAGACGCGGGCGAACGGGCCGCCGGCGAGGGCCCUGCAGGAGCUGGACGUGCGCGUGCUGGACGUCCGGAUGUGCAACAACAGCCGCUUCUGGCACGGGGGCGUCACCGGGCGCAUGGUGUGCCUGGCGGCCGAGGCCGGACACCGCGCGCCCUGCAAGGGCGACUCGGGGGGACCCCUGGUGUGCGGCGAGGGCCUGCUGGCCGGAAUCCUGUCCUUCGGCCCCAACGCCUGCACCGACGUCUUCAAGCCAACUGUGGCCACAGCCGUGGGCCCCUACGUGUCCUGGAUCAAGAAGACCGUCCACCACUGGUGGUCCCGGGGGCCCCCGAUGCCCCCCGCCUGGUCACCCAGGGUGGUGGGGAGGGGUGAGGGGGCGCGAGGGGACGGAAAAUUGCAAUAAAGGAGCUGUCCCAGCCUG